AUGUGGCAAUUAUACACUCUGUGGGCAAUUUAUCUGAUAACAAUGAAAAUAGGUAUCAUUGGUAAUCUUUGGGUUAUCUGUUCAAUUAUACGUAAUAUACGACCUCAAACAAAUGGUUGGCUAAGACGGCCAAGUGAUUGUCUAAGAAGCCAUAUUUCUGUUUUGGCAUUUGUUGAUUUUAUUGUCGUUUGUUCGCUUGCUUUACGCAUUGUGUACAUUUGGGAUGAAACUUUAACUUUUGAAAUUUGGAAUUGUCGAGGAUUAUAUUUCAUUGAGCAGUUAUCAAAAAUGCUAUCCAUGUUUUGCAUUGCAUGUAUCAGUAUCGGAAGAUAUAUUACAAUACGUAAACCUUUUAAUAAUCAGAUUCGUAGACAUUUUUAUCGAGGUUUCCCAGCGGUACCUUUAUUGCUAUGCUUUCCUAUUCUUAUUCCAAUAAUAUUUACGAUGAAAACAAUCGAUGUUACCUCGGAUAGAUGGGAUUGUCGCAUUAGUAAUGAUAGUGCAUGGAAUCGAUUAACUGGUUUACUUGUUGGAGCAUAUUUUAUUUUAUUAGUGAUGCUUAUAAGCGCCAAUUAUGCUGAAAUUGUGCGCCAUGUGCAUCGAAAAUUUUCAAGACGAAAAGCAAGACAGCCACGAUACGUACGUGAAAUGACUUCUUCCAUUGUACGUGUGGCUGUAUUUCAUAUGAUCUGUUGGCUUCCGUUUUGUUUCAUUGCGAUGAUUCCUAAUGAAACAUGUUCACUGGUACUAGUAUCGAUACGAACGAUAAGUAGGAUUAAUGAACACACCUGGGUGUUGUGGAUUUUAAUACUGGCAAAUUGGUUAACAUAUUUGAAUUCCGCAUUGAACUGGAUUUUCUAUGUCGUGUUAAAUCGAGAUCUCAGGGAACUGAUCAGGAGUAAUACGAAACGACGAAAACGUAGUGCAAUGGCUAACUACUAUUCAUCAUCAAAUUUAGCAAACAGAUAUUCUCGACAACGUUUGGAUCGAAGUUUAAGUAUUCAUGCAUUAGCUGAAAGUCUGUAA
Molecule: messenger RNA, 1026 nt
Organism: Brugia pahangi
Lineage: Eukaryota; Metazoa; Nematoda; Chromadorea; Rhabditida; Onchocercidae
Source: the annotation of a GenBank genome assembly